AAAAAAAAAAUCAAUUUUUUAUAAAUACUUCAAUACUUCAAUACUACAAUACUUUAAACUUCAAAAUUUCAAAAUUUCAAAACUUCAAAACUUCAAAACUUCAAAACUUCAAAAACAUUUUUCGUCUUUUUCUUUAACAAUUUUAUAUCAUCUUAAAAAAAUGUCUGUCGUCGUCGUUGAACAACAAAACUUGGAACAAAACUUGGAACAAAAUAUCGUCGAAAAUAUCGAAAAUAUCGAAAAUAUGGAAUUUCAAAAUCCAAUAAAUCCAAUAAAUUCAUUCAUACCUAAUUCUCAAUUAUCAGAAUCUCCAUUAGAAGAACCUUAUUUAUUUGAAGGAGAAGAAUUUUAUUAUUAUUAUUAUAAUAAUCAAUUUACACCAGAAGAACAAGCAAUAUUGGGAAUUACUUAUGAUGGUGAUAAUCAAAUGUAUAAUAUAAAUGAACAAGUUAAUUCAAUAUUAACUUGGUCACCGGAAAUUGAACUACAAAAUCAUAUGAACGAGUUUCCUUAUUUAUAUAAUGGUAUCAUAGAAAAUGAUAACUUUGAUUCCUUUAAUCCUUUUAUGGUACAACCUUCCGUAUAUAAUGAAUCAACAACAUUAGGCGGUAAUUUAUUAUUAACACAACCACUCUCUGAAGUAACUCAAAAUGUAAUUGAAAAUCAACAAUUCCAAUCAUAUAAUUGGUGUGAUUUAUCAUCCUUUUCGGAUGCACACCAAUUUAUUAUUGAUAAUAAUAUUUCUACUAAAAUUGCUGAACAAAAUAAUAAUAAUAAUAUUAAUAAUAUUAAUAAUAAUAAUAAUAAUAAUAAUAAUAAUAAUAUAUCAUCUGAAAAUCAUUAUACUGCUUGGACCGAUUUUCAAUUAUUAGAAGCUUAAAACCUUAAAAUGGUUUAUAAAAAGAAAUGGACUUUUAUAUAUAUUUUAUUAAUUUUUUUCAUUAUUAUUUAGUCAUUUUAGAUAUUAUUUUGUCUAUCCACUACUAGCAUUGCAUUUUUUUUAUAUUAAAAUAAAAUUCAUUUUGUACAUUCUAAAAAUUUUUUUUUUUUUU
Molecule: messenger RNA, 1052 nt
Organism: Rhizophagus irregularis DAOM 181602=DAOM 197198
Lineage: Eukaryota; Fungi; Glomeromycota; Glomeromycetes; Glomerales; Glomeraceae
Source: RefSeq, a predicted model, not a curated record